Mobula hypostoma (lesser devil ray) is the source of this 3248-nucleotide messenger RNA. It is a transcript of the gene fgf13a, whose product is annotated as fibroblast growth factor 13a. Gene Ontology annotation, molecular function: growth factor activity; sodium channel regulator activity. The record is from RefSeq and is a predicted model, not a curated record. Bases 1221 to 1985 code for a protein of 254 amino acids. Gene Ontology annotation, cellular component: cytoplasm; nucleus. The transcript is spliced from 7 exons. Lineage: Eukaryota; Metazoa; Chordata; Chondrichthyes; Myliobatiformes; Myliobatidae. Gene Ontology annotation, biological process: regulation of voltage-gated sodium channel activity.
AUAUGAGCCACAGAUUCAUAAAAAAACUGCUGCCACAUAACCAGGCUCUUAGGCCCUUCAUACCCUACUAUCCCUGUAUCUAUCCAAACUUCCUUUAAACGUUCAAAUCGAAAUCUCAUCCAUCACUUGCGCUGACAGUUAGUUCCACGCUCUCACCAACCUCUGAGUGAGCAGUUUCCCCUCAUGUUCCCCUUAAACUUUUCACCUUUCACCCUUAACCCAGUAGUCUCACCUAACCUCAGUUCAAAAAAAGACAAUGCUCGCAUUUACUUCAUCUCCACCCCUCAUAAUUUUGUGUACUUCUGUAAAAUCCCCGCUCAUUCUUUGGGGAGUAAAGUUCUUCAGCAUGAAUCCGUAGGUUGUGUCCAGUGAUCAGUUCAGUGUUCAACGCUGACAGGCUGUAAAACAUAGACACGACGAGAGGGAAAAAUAUCGUACCCAGGGAACGGGAGCUCCUGGCCCAAGGACAUGUUGUGACUUAUUUCCCAGGGUGGAAAUGGAAUACGAGGGGGCAUCAUUUUAAGGUGAUUGGAGGAAAGUCUAGGAGUUGGAUGUGGUGGGUGCGUGAAACGCGCUGCCGGGGUGAUAGUGGAGACAUUAGAGACAUUUAAGAAACUCUUACAUAUCCACAGAGAUGAUAGAAAAAAAUGAGGGUUAUGCGGGAGGGAAGGGUUAGAUUGAUCUCAGAGUGGGUUAAAAGGUCAGUAUUAUACUGUGGGCCAAAGAGCCUGUACUGUGCGGUAGUCUAUGCCCUGGAUGAUGAAUACCCCAACAGCGAUAGGAAACUACGCGCUGGCAUCUGUUGAUAAGCAAGCGGCGAUCUCUGUCUCUGACACACGCACGGGCUGCCUCCAGUGCUUCGGACUGCGCUUCCUCUCCUCUCCGGGUACCAGUCUCUCUGAUCUCCGGGUCUCACAGUUCACUGCUCUCCAUCCGUGCGCUGCCUCCCUCGUACCCCGACGGCUCCCCGGAGGGAGAGCGGGGCAGCCUCGGAGCCGGGAACAGGGAGUGCGGCGUGUGAUGCGAGGAGCGCGUCGUUUCUCAGCAUCAGCAGCCGGGCAGACAAAGAGCGGAAAUAAGGUCCAGCCGGCAAAGCAGGACAGCCAAGGCGCUCUCCCUCGGCACCCCCGCCCCCUCCUCCUCCACGCACACCCACCCCGGACGAGUCUUCCCGUCAGCCGGCAGCCCGUCGAGAGAGCCACGCGUCCAAACUGGGAUCUAUGAGCGGGAAAGUGACCAAACCAAAGGAAGAGAAGGAUGCCGCCAAAGUUCGAGAUGAUGCUGUCCCUGACACACAGGAUUACUAUGUGUUGCAUCGAGACUCUAUCCAAUCCGCCGAUGUUAAGAAAAAAGAGUCUCCGUUUCGUGCUAAAUGUCACGAAAUCUUCUGCUGCCCUCUGAAGCAAGUCAACCACAACGAAAACACAGACCUGGAAGAGCCUCAGCUUAAAGGCAUCGUAACCAAGUUGUACAGCAGACAAGGCUUCCACCUGCAGUUACAACCAGAUGGCGUUAUCGAUGGGACGAAGGAGGAAGGCAGUAGUUACACUUUAUUCAACCUCAUACCGGUGGGUCUUCGUGUUGUUGCCAUCCAAGGUGUGAAAACAGGUCUCUACCUGGCAAUGAACAACGAGGGUUACCUUUACACAUCAGAACACUUCACCCCUGAGUGUCGGUUCAAGGAGUCAGUGUUUGAAAACUACUACGUGACCUACUCGUCCAUGUUGUACAGACAGCAGCAGUCCGGCAGAGGCUGGUACCUGGGCCUCAACAAGGAGGGAGAAAUCAUGAAGGGGAACCACGUGAAGAAGAACAAACCAGCCGCCCACUUCCUCCCCAAACCACUAGAGGUUGCCCUCUACAGAGAGCCAUCACUCCAUGAGUUGGCGGAGGUUCUGUCUCGCUCGGGCACCCCCACCAAAAGCAGAAGUGCCUCGGCCGUGCUAAACGGGGGCAAGGCAGUCAGUCAGACUGAAUCAACGUAGCCAGCUGGAGGGACUGCCAGGUUCAGGCUCAUCGCCAGUGGAUGCUCUCAACCGGUUACUAACAGACACUCUCUUUCUGUUGUAAAAUGACUCAGGAAACCAGCUGCUGGGCUGGGUAGAGUCGCUCUCCUCUCCGCCUUUUAGGUCUUCUGGUUUUUCUGGGGGUGGAUAAAUCCCGAUAAUUUUAGCUGAGAAAACGCUUGUGCAGCUCUCCAGACAUCCUGGAGAGCCGACGGAACCUCAUUUUGGAAAAGUGGUGCAGCAGAAGAAAUGCCCCAAACGUCCCGACGUCUGACUUCUCACUGGGAAAAGAAUCAUUAAAAGUAUCACAGCUUGUUCGUCAGCCGAGGGCAAGUUACACUUCAACAUUGAACACACACACACUCCAAGUUCAGACUACAUUGGCUGUUACCAGAGGAUUGUAGAUACCUUUGGGUUUUACUAAAGGAAUGAGGAGCACACAAAAUCUAAUUGCAUCAUGUUCUUGGCUCAGUGCUGUUUGGCCCCAUCUGAUACAUUAGCGUCUCCUUUCUUUUCUUCAUAGGUAGUGUUCUGCUCUCCUGCAGUUCGAUAGUUUUUUAUACUCCAACAAAUUAAUAGAAUCUCUUUCAAAAGCUAUUCAGGGUUGCUAACUCAAAAACUGACGGGAAUGAAGCCGUAUCUCAGGCUAAUUACACCGUGGUUGAAAUUGUAACUGAAAACAGACUUGAGGAAAGGGUUUCUAGAUUUGUAGUAACAGUACUAUAUUAGAGUAACACCUAGAGUCCGGAUAUCUACUGGUUAGCAAAUUUCACCCUUGUGACUUGUUCUCACCUUGUGAUUUGCACUUUGACCUUUAUUGUGGUGACUUUUAUUCUUAAGGAAACUGUAGAGUUUUGGGUGACUUCAUUUUUAUAACAAAGAAGAAAGUCUUAUUUGUAACACACUGCCGGAUAUUCUUUUCUUGUGCUGGGCAUGGUGGGAAUUGUUGUGAAUGAAGUUUCCUUUGGGGAGUUUACCCAAAACACAUGCUACACAAAGGUUGUUGUUAAUCUGUCUGUUAGUUUAGACUUUCAUUUUGGUUUAUUUGUUGCAUGGGAGAAAGGUGGUGAUAACGGAAUAGAGCUGCAUGACUUAGGAUUUGUGUGUUAAACAUGUUGGAUAACCUGCUCAACGCAUUUCAUGGGUUAUAAUGACAAGCAGUUUCUCUGCUACUCUACUCUUGACUUGUUUAUUAUUUGUUGUACAUACCUACCAACAGAUGCACUGAAUAAAAUAUUUAUA